AUGUCAAAACCACACACUGCUGAAUUUCUACCUGCUAAUGAACCACAAAUCUCAUCUAUCUUAGCUGGUGGCUACAAUCAUCCAUUACUGCGUGAAUGGCAAAACGAAAGACAAUUGACCAAAAAUAUGUUUAUUUUCCCAAUCUUCAUUAGUGAUGAUCCAGAAGAAGAAUGUGACAUUCCAAGUUUACCAAAUAUCAAAAGGUUUGGUGUGAACAAAAUUGUUCCAUAUUUAAAACCGUUAGUUGCUAAAGGUUUAAGAAGUGUUAUUAUUUUUGGUGUUCCACUGAAGGAAGGAGUUAAAGACGAGUCUGGUAGUGCUGCUGACGAUCCAGAGGGCCCAGUCAUUCAGUGCAUUAAGAAAUUAAGAAAGGAAAUUCCCGAGUUAUAUUUGAUUGCAGAUGUGUGUCUAUGUGAAUAUACUUCACAUGGACAUUGCGGUAUUCUUUAUGAAGACGGAACUAUUAAUAGAGACUUGAGUGUUAGAAGAAUUGCCGCUGUUGCAGUUAAUUAUGCCAAACACGGUUGUCAUUCUGUUGCUCCAAGCGAUAUGAUAGAUGGUAGAAUUAGAGAGAUUAAAAUUGGUUUAAUGAAUGCUGGUUUAGCCCACAAGACAUUCAUCUUGAGUUAUGCUGCUAAAUUCAGUGGUAAUCUAUACGGUCCUUUCAGAGAUGCUGCUCACUCUUCUCCUAACCAUGGUGAUCGUAAGUGUUAUCAAUUACCAAGUGGUGGAAGAGGCUUAGCACGUAGAGCUUUAAGAAGAGAUCUAGAGGAGGGUUCCGAUGGCAUUAUUGUUAAACCAUCUACUUUUUACUUGGAUAUCAUGAGUGAUGCGUAUGAAAUUUGUAAAGAUAUUCCUGUUUGUGCUUAUCAUGUUUCCGGUGAAUUUGCCAUGUUACACGCUGCUACCGAAAAGGGGAUUGUUGAUUUUAAAACCAUUUGUUUUGAAACUCACCAGGGAUUCUUAAGAGCCGGUGCCAGGUUGAUCAUCAGUUACUUAACUCCGGAAUUUAUGGAAUGGUUGUCCAACUGA
Molecule: messenger RNA, 1032 nt
Organism: Saccharomycodes ludwigii
Lineage: Eukaryota; Fungi; Ascomycota; Saccharomycetes; Saccharomycodales; Saccharomycodaceae
Gene: HEM2
Product: porphobilinogen synthase HEM2
Exons: 1
Coding region: 1-1032 (343 amino acids)
Biological process (GO): heme biosynthetic process
Cellular component (GO): cytosol
Molecular function (GO): porphobilinogen synthase activity; zinc ion binding
Source: RefSeq, a predicted model, not a curated record